GUGUCCGCCACCCACCCCCACCCCCAUCCCCGUAGCGGUAGCGCGGGGCCGCUUUCACCCCUCAUCCCCGACCUGCAGGCUUUCGCCGGAUGCUUUUUUGCUGUCUGAAACUGAUGCCUGCAGGUUUUUUGAAGUAUAUUCUUUCCUUAAAAAGAGACCAAAACAUGUCAAAAACUACUACCCUGGAGACCUCCUAAAUACUGUGGUGUGAAGGACCGUCCACUCAGAAUGUAUAGUUAAUCGUCAUACAUCUUAGGAACGUUUGAUGAAGGACAGCAGGUUUUGCUAUGUCUCUGGCUGAUCCAGCAGAAACAAGUGUAGAUGAGCACCUCCCCUGUGUGGCCUUAGGACCCAGGAGGAGGUCUGCAGAAUGCACGGGAACCCAGGACGCAGGUGACUGUUCAAGAGGCAGCCCCAGUCACGCUUCUGAUAGGAGUGUGGAUUACAGCAGAUCUCAGUGUUCCUGCAGAAGUUUAAGUUCUCCCUGUGAUUAUUCAGAAGACUUUCUCUCUGAAUGUUCUGAAACAGCUUGUAAUAGAAAUUAUUUAGAGAAGACUAUGAUAAGAGAAAAAAAGAAUGAGAAGAAAACGUAUAAUGUCUCUAAAGUCCCCCAACCUAAAGUUAACAGGUGGCCUUGUUACAGAGUACCACGACACUUGGACUUUGCUGGCCUCUUGCCUCGCAUCCCAGCUGAAGAAUCAAGGUUUGAAUUGCCAAUGAACUGUAAAUACCCGAGUCAGCACCCCAAGAGGAUGGUCUACAAGUCCGGCCGGAAGGAAAUCUCAGUUGAAAAAAAGCACAACUGGAAUGCGCCACUUUUAAAUGCUCAGAACAAUGUGAUUGCCCAAAGAAGAGAUGCUAUGACUCAUCGCAUCCUCUCAGCAAGGCUCCAGAAGAUUAAAGAGCUCAAAAACGAACUAUGUGAUAUACGUCGUAAAUUGGAAGCCACGGUCAUAGAAAACCAAUUUUUGAAACAUCUUCAGCUUAGGCACUUGAAAGCAAUAGGGAAAUAUGAGAAUUCACAAAAUAAUCUACCUCAAAUUAUGGUAAAACAUCAGAAUGAAGUCAAAAACUUAAGGCAGCUACUUAGGAAAUCCCAGGAAAAGGAAAGAAGCGCAUCCAGGAAACUUCGAGAAACCGACAGUGAGCUGCUGAAGACUAAAGACUCCUUGCAGGAGCUGCAGAGGCUUUCUGAAGACAAAAAUCUUGCAGAGAGGGAAGAACUCACUCAAAAAUUGUCUGUCCUCACAACGAAAACAGAGGCAAACAACAAAAAAAUACAGAGCUUGGAAAAACAGUUGAGGCUGAACAAUAGAGUCUUUAAUCGGCAGUUGGCCACUGAGAACCGGAAGACGUUAGCAGCCCAGGCAGCUACAAAGACUCUGCAAAUGGAAAUAAAACGCCUUCAACAAAAACUUAAGGAGAAGGACCGAGAGCUUGAAAUCAGGAACAUCUAUGCGAAUCGGAUACUUAAAAAUUUACAUGACAAAGAUUAUCCGACAGUUUCUUCAACAAAAUCCGUACAAGCAGACAGAAGUUUUUUGUUUACAAGCAUGAAACACCAGGAAACCCAAAAAUCAGAAGAUGUUCCAUCUUUGACAACUAAGGGUAAAAAGACAACUGGAAACAUUGGUCAUAAAGAAAAAUCCACCGGAAUGACCUGUGCGGUUCCUCCCUGUAUCAGCAAACUACCAAACCAAGAGGAGUCCAAGAAAAAAUACGAAGCUCACGUGUACGCAGCCCAUUCUCUGUAACCACCGCCUGGAACCCUCUCGACGGCACGUGCUAUGGUUUCUGUAACCGUGACCCCUCGACAGACACCUGGGACGCUUCGCCAUUACCAAACCGUGCCACAGUACACAUCCUGGGUGUGUGUUUAUCGCAUUCGGUCCUAGAAGCGAACUUGUUGACCAUGUCGCCAUCCAGAAAACGCUGUACCAUUGACACACCCACCAAUGGGGACCCGGAAGUUCCAAUUUCCCUGUAUUCUCACCGAACCUGGAAAUCACUUGCCCAUUUGGAUGGGUAAAAAAACGCUCUCGUUGUUUUAACUGGUACCACACCCAGCUGGUAAUGAUGAACAUCCGCUGAUAAUUUCUUAGCAAAUGUUACUUCUUCUUUCAUAAUUUGGGUUCAUAAAUCUAUUUACCCGGUAUGUUCUAGGAAAGCCAAGCAUUUCAGGCUCGUUAUCGGCACCUUCCCCUGUGUUCUAAUGUUGGAUGCGUUUGGUUUCUCACCUCUCGUUGUCCCUUUCAUGUGCCUGUCGGGAGAUGUCAGUAAGUGUGCUACACGUGCCACCUUGAAAUAGAAACCGACUGGAUUUAAACAUCACCAAACAGGGGUGCCCGGGUGGCUCAGUCGGUCUGAUCUCACAGUUUGUGGGUUCGAGCCCCACAUCGGGCUCUGUGCUGAUGGCUCAGAGCCUGAACCUGCUUCGGA
Messenger RNA from Felis catus (domestic cat), 2439 nucleotides. RefSeq names its product lebercilin LCA5 like (gene LCA5L). The record is from RefSeq and is a predicted model, not a curated record. The transcript is spliced from 10 exons. Gene Ontology annotation, biological process: intraciliary transport. Gene Ontology annotation, cellular component: axoneme. The coding region runs from base 288 to 1754 and encodes 488 amino acids. NCBI's taxonomy places the organism in Eukaryota, Metazoa, Chordata, Mammalia, Carnivora, Felidae.